Diaporthe amygdali is the source of this 1137-nucleotide messenger RNA. RefSeq lists its product as uncharacterized. The record is from RefSeq and is a predicted model, not a curated record. The transcript has 3 exons. Bases 1 to 1137 code for a protein of 378 amino acids. Lineage: Eukaryota; Fungi; Ascomycota; Sordariomycetes; Diaporthales; Diaporthaceae.
AUGGCGGACUCUAUCGACACAUCUGGCAAAUCGUCUAUCGAGAUUCUCAAAGGCGAGCGUCAUGACAUGAUAGCUCAAGCAAUAUUGAACAUCCUUUCGACAGAGAUUGCGCAGAGCACUUUUGCACAAAUCGUGGAUGGACUUCCACUUCCAUCGGUCCUUGAAGAUACCUACGUUGGAUCGGACUUGGAGCCGGACCAUCCCUUAUUUUCUCAUGAGUCACUAUGUCCCGGCGUCCUGCAAAAGACAAAAGAGCUUUUGGAGAAAUUUGACGUCAAGAAUUUGAAGUUCGAUACGUCGGUAGAACAUGCGCACCAACCAGGAUCAAGCUCGCUCAAAGCCCGCUUCUUUGAAUUGAUAGCUGUCGCGGUCCACAAAAUUGCCAAAUGGCUCUAUCGGCUCGACAGCAAAGGUCACCAGGACGAAACCAUCGAAACAUGGGUCCCUCCUAAGAAUAAGGACUGGGCAUGGUGCUGGGAUCACCAUCCCCGCGGACCAUACCCGACUCUUUUCAAACACCGCUACUACUUUGAUUACGAAAAAUAUCCCGAUGGUGUUGCUGACAUGGUCGGGUACUGGGCCGAGACGCGGGUCCUUGGAGGCGUUAUCUUGUUCGAUAGAAAGGCCAAGCCACCAUCGGAUGCUGUGUUUAUCCAUCCUGACCGCGAAGCGGUUACUUAUAGAGUAUGUGAGCUGACGGAGGAACAAAAGACCGAUCUGAUAAUGUUCCUCCUCACUCCGUCAUCAGAAAGAGGCAGCCCCCAAUGCCCUCUGCCUAUUACCCCGAACGAGAGCAAUACCCACCGUAUCGACCCAGAGGAACCUAUAUCUUGGACCGGCGUAUAUCGAGACAUAUGGGAGAGAGAGCCCCAUCCUGAUGAGCUGGGCGAUGGUAGAUGCAGAGAUGUGUGGUGCAAGGGUGACGAGGUCAACUUUUUGACAUUUGAGGCGUACCAGGAAGCACGUGGCCGAUACUUCUCGAGUGCACCAUCACUACCGUGCGCGAGCUUGGGAUCAGUCACGACAAUUCGAAAUACGCACCUGCUCCACCAUCUGCAGCACAGCCCGCAUGUUGUAUUGAGGGACAUGCUCUCGGUCGGGGCGGGCCACGAUGCCUUGAAAAGUGCGAUCUUGUGA